AUGCUCAGUUCUUUCACAAACGUAUACGGCUCCUUUCCCAAUAUCCAAGCUCGUAUGAAUAAUCUAGCGGGCACUCAAGCAAGCGUUGUGGGAAUGGCAGGCUCUGGACCCCGAUUUCAAAGUCUGAGUGAUUUUGAAAAAGAGCAGGAUGAAUUGCAAGCUCAGAUUGACCAAGAUAAUCUCAAUGGACAACCCACAAGAUCUCGAACUGGCUUACCAGCCGACAGCAGACCUAGAAAUGUGCCAGAUGUCAGUGGUAUCCUACUUGAAGGACAAGCAUUGCAGGAAAUGGGCAGCACAAACUGGGUAGGAAAACUACUAGAGUACCACCAAGCCAACGCCAUCAUUCCACCGCCAGAGUAUACAGAGCACCAGGUCUCUGAACAGCGAUUCGGCUGUUCCGUAACCAUCAAGCAAAAGACCGAACCCAUCACCACCUUAACAUCCUUCAGCAACAAAAAAGAUGCCAAAAAAUUCAUCUCCAAACUCGCCAUCGAUUGGCUUAUCUCACAGAACCUCAUGCCUUCUACCGGCGCCGUCAAAUUUCCCAAGACUCCAGUUGCAACUCCAAUUCCAGAUGCUCGCGAGAGAAGCACCUCUCCAACACCCUAUCCCAGUCUCGUCCCCGGCCUCUGCAUCUCCCUUGGUUUCAACCCUCCGGCCUACAAACUUACGCGCAUGUCAGAAGGCACCUCAUUUUACGAAAUCUACGCAGAUUUCGGAUCCGAUCCCCGGGUUGACGGCCCCGUAGGAAAACUCACAAACAUCUACGGUAAGAAUAAAGCUAAAGAAGCCUGCGCAAAAGAAGUUUUCAAGUUCUUGAAGGCGAUUGAACGAUUGAGGGAAGAAGGCAUUGUAGCUCACCAGGGAGAGGAGAGAAGGACUGUGGAGGAGCCUCAACCUCAGCAUGAAGAUUCGGAUUCGAAUGCGAAUGAUCAGUAUAGUGUCAUUCCUGGUAUUUAA
Botrytis byssoidea is the source of this 963-nucleotide messenger RNA. RefSeq lists its product as uncharacterized. Bases 1 to 963 code for a protein of 320 amino acids. Lineage: Eukaryota; Fungi; Ascomycota; Leotiomycetes; Helotiales; Sclerotiniaceae. The record is from RefSeq and is a predicted model, not a curated record. The transcript is spliced from 3 exons.